AGCAGAAAAAACUAGAUGUUUUCAUUCAUUGGUUAAUCAGUUAUCUAACAGUUCGACAACUGGUCGCCAUCGUGGCUCAUAGGUCACUGUUAUAGAGUAACGAGUUAUAUUUCAAAGAAUUAUAGUUACCAUAACAUUCUCGCGUGAAUCGUCGUCAGAAGUAAUAGUAUAGAGCAACUUGAAGUUCAAGUGUUCAACAUAAAAAGUUGACCAAUUUUUUUAUUUUGGUGUUUCUUUAAAGUAACGAUUUAAUGGUAACGCUAUCCACGUGGUGUUCCAAGGCUAUGGCCUUCAGGGCCGUAAUACUAGGUGCCCCUGCUUCUGGUAAAGGAACUAUGUCAACUCGAAUUGUCAAACAUUUUAAGAUGACUCACAUAUCGAGCGGUGAUAAAUUACGACUUCAUAUGAAUAGUAACACCGAAUUGGGCAAAGCAGUUUCGAGUUACGUGUUAUCCGGUAAAUUCGUUCCUGACGAUGUAAUGAUAUCAAUGAUAAACAAAGAAAUCGAUUCGGUUGGUGACCAGAAUUGGUUGCUAGACGGAUUUCCAAGAACCUUAACGCAAGCGGAGAAACUGCAAAAAAUACAUCCAGUGAAUCUAGUCCUCUACCUUGAUGUUCCCAUCAAGGUGAUAUUAGACCGCGUGAAAAACAGGUGGAUUCAUUUGCCUAGUGGAAGAGUAUAUAACAUCGGGUUCAACAGUCCUAAAGUACCGGGUAAAGAUGACGUGACCGGUGAACCCUUAAGUAAAAGGGACGAUGAUAAGAUUGAAAUUGUACAAGAAAGGCUGAAGAGAUAUUCAGAUGCAACUGAGCCUAUUUUAAAAUUUUAUGGUAAUUUAGGACUAUUGAAUACUUUUCGAGGUAACACUACUGAUGAGUUAUGGCCACUUGUAAAACAAUCCCUUACAAAAUACUUAUCAUAGUCUUAAUUUGCUAGAACAUAUUAGUAUUUU
Bombus impatiens (common eastern bumble bee) is the source of this 953-nucleotide messenger RNA. RefSeq names its product GTP:AMP phosphotransferase AK3, mitochondrial (gene Ak3). The transcript is spliced from 4 exons. The coding region runs from base 252 to 923 and encodes 223 amino acids. Gene Ontology annotation, biological process: nucleobase-containing compound metabolic process. Gene Ontology annotation, molecular function: ATP binding; AMP kinase activity. NCBI's taxonomy places the organism in Eukaryota, Metazoa, Arthropoda, Insecta, Hymenoptera, Apidae. Gene Ontology annotation, cellular component: cytoplasm; mitochondrion. The record is from RefSeq and is a predicted model, not a curated record.